Messenger RNA from Myxocyprinus asiaticus (Chinese sucker), 4340 nucleotides. RefSeq names its product zinc finger protein 362-like. The record is from RefSeq and is a predicted model, not a curated record. Gene Ontology annotation, cellular component: nucleus. The coding region runs from base 107 to 1423 and encodes 438 amino acids. Gene Ontology annotation, molecular function: DNA-binding transcription factor activity, RNA polymerase II-specific; RNA polymerase II cis-regulatory region sequence-specific DNA binding. Gene Ontology annotation, biological process: regulation of transcription by RNA polymerase II; central nervous system development. The transcript is spliced from 9 exons. Lineage: Eukaryota; Metazoa; Chordata; Actinopteri; Cypriniformes; Catostomidae.
GGCUGACCCGGAAGCUGUGCUGUCUGGAGGCGCAUAGAGAGAACGUCCAGCCUCUUCUCUGCUUUAUGAAAGCUUCUCCAGCGAGGAAAAACACACGCAAAAAAGGAUGGCAGAGCCUCGAUUCAAUAAUCCAUAUUUCUGGCCACCACCUCCCUCUAUGCCUUCUCAACUGGAUAACCUGGUGCUUAUCGACAAGAUCAAAGAGCAGCUGAUGGCAGAAAAGAUACGACCUCCGCAUUUGCCACCCACCACUGUCCCCUCUCAGCAGACUCUGCUAGUGGCCUCGUUGCCAUCAGAUGGUGGGCAACAUUUGAUGUCCAUCCCCAAACUGCAGCAGGUGCCUGGUCUUCAGGCCCACAACUCCUCUCAGCCUGACAUCGCCCUGCAAGCUCGCCCAGCAUCCAGCACCAUUUCAGAGCUGAACAUAGAUGUCAAGUCUACAGUAAAGGCAAAGGGGUUAUGGGAAGACUGGCAUAUGCGACAAGCAGUGGAGCAAGCCAACAGAGUGAACCAUCGCUCAGGUCUUGCACUGUCAUCCCGCACAGACAGCCACAACACCUCUGAAGCGAUAACGCCCACCACCCCAACAUCCAGCAGUCAGAAUCGCUUGGGUGGAGCACCUUCUUUAAACACUAUUUCCGGCAUGGCCAGCGGCCCUGGCAUUGAGUCGGUUAAAAGUGGAGGCCUGGUGGGGAUGCUGGGACCUCAGCCUAAAGCUCCACGCGGCCGCAAGAAAAUUAAAGCAGAGAACAACACUGGCCCCCUGCUGGUGCUGCCCUACCCCCUUCUGGCCUCAGGCCCUGACCAGGCAGUUACCAUUGCCAAAGAGGGAAAAACAUACAGAUGUAAAGUGUGUCCACUCACUUUCUUCAACAAGUCGGAGAUGCAGAUUCAUUCCAAGUCCCACACGGAGGCAAAACCCCAUAAGUGCCCUCACUGUUCCAAGUCCUUCGCCAACGCCUCGUACCUAGCACAGCACUUACGCAUUCAUUUAGGCAUCAAGCCUUACCAUUGCUCCUAUUGUGAAAACUCCUUCCGGCAGUUAUCACACCUCCAACAGCAUACCAGGAUUCAUACUGGUGAUAGACCAUAUAAAUGUGCCCAUCCUGGAUGUGAAAAGGCAUUCACACAACUCUCAAACCUACAGUCUCACCAGAGACAGCAUAACAAAGACAAGCCAUACAAAUGUCCGAACUGCUAUCGGGCCUACAUGGACUCGGCCUCCUUACAGAUUCAUCUCUCUGCACAUGCCAUCAAAAACGCUAAAUCUUACUGUUGCAGCAUGUGUGGUCGUGCAUACACCUCAGAGACGUACCUUAUGAAGCACAUGUCCAAACACACCAUGGUUGAGCAUCUUGUCAGUCACCGUUCCCCACAGAGAACCGAAUCUCCAAGCAUCCCCAUACGUAUUUCACUUAUUUGAGCUUCCUCCUGCUUGUUUUUCUUCCAUUAAAAGGUAUUUUGUGCACCGUGCUGGUUUUCCGUUGAGAAAAAAGAAGACCGUGAUAAGUUGGUGCCCAGCAGCGUAGACUUCGAAGGACAUUUUGUGUCUGCCAUUGUCUUUGACCCUUUAAGCUGUUUAGUGAAACUGAGCCUACAGGCCACAGACUCAGCAACUGCUGUCUGAAUUGAAUUGUUCAUGGCAACAACAACAGACACCAGUCUAAAUAAGGAUUUGAUUGAGUAUUCCAAAAAUACUGUAGAACCUCAUUUUAAACAUUUAAAUGUUUUGUUUCAAAGGUGUGUAAGGGAGACUUCCAAAGAUAACCUUGAAGCACUUUUUCAGCCUUGUUGUAGAAUGAGUCUUUUCAGAAUGGGAGCAACUUUCUCGCCUUGGGCAGCUACAAGAGUUCUACCUUUUGUUUUAGAAAGUAAGAUGGCUGUUUGUUGGUUUCUGUCUCCACUUUGCCUCCUAACAGAAUAGUGCAUUUUAUUUUACUGUGGAUGUGACAGUUCUUCCACCUUAGCUCCUUUUAUGCUUUUGUAAGAAAAAUUAGGUCAUGGAUAAAAAAUGAAAAGCAAUAUUUGAGUUUUGAGGUGGCAUCAGAUGGAAAGGUACAUUUUCAAGCCGAACUAGGAUUUCAAACUCAAAUUUGAGGAAUUCUGAGAACCUCCCUUUAAUCUUUCAUAUUUUAAUCUUUAAAAUAUAUAGUUGUGUUAAAUGCAUCAUAGAUGUUUUACUUAAGUUUCUUUUUUGUGUGACAAGGCCUUUAUUGUGCAAUGCCAUGGGAAUCUAUAGUAUAUCUCCCUUCCAAUCACAAUGUUUAGAGGAGAAAGUGUCCUUUUUUUUGUCAUUGAUUUAUUUAAAUGGCAUCAUUCCAGCAUGACAAUGCCCAUUAAAUGGGGUUGUGUCAUGAUGUAACAGAAGAAGUGUCUCAUGGGAUCAGUGUCAUUGAAUCAUACAUGUUCAUAGUGUAACAUGUGCCCUCUAAACUCUUUUAAGUGUUGUUUACCUCUAUUCCUCCCCUAAGAUGAGCAAUGCAAAAGCACCUUGAGACAUUCUUGAGAUCAUUAACUUACACAUAUGAAUAGCUAAAAGUGUACAUGGGGUUUUUUUUAGAUUAUAACCUAGUCUAAUAUUUCAUAAUCUAAUAGCACUUGCCUAAUUUGUGCUUGAAUUUUUUUUAAUUUGUAGAGUUAGAAAUCUUAGUAUUUCUAACACCAACACAGGUCUGUUUGGAAAAAAAGGAAUAAAGUGGAGCCUAAUCUUUGAAUUUCACAAUCAGAAAACUUGUGUGAAUUUAGUCACAUUUGAAUGUAGUUCUUUUCCAACAUUGUGUUUUCUGUUUCAGUUCAUCUAAAACAAUUAUCUCUGUAAAUCCAGAAUGUUUAACGGCUGUUUUGUUUAUACUCAUUCUUACGAGCAAAAACGGCACAUAAGCUGAUAAAACAGAUUUUUUGUUUAAAUAAUGGACAGCAAUUUAAAAUGCUCUUACUGAAUCAAAGCACAUGGUCUAUUGAAUCAUAUUUGCCAAAUUUGAUCACAAACCAUCUGUGAUCAUACUUCCUGCGAUUGAUUUGUUUAUGUGAUGUCAACAGGCAACAACACUGCAGCUCUAGAACAUUAAUUUACUUUUGUGUUCAUGUAUACCAGUCAUUUGUUAAGCUUAUUUGUGUUCUAUUCAUGUAUAUGUAGGAAACUGCAUGAACUUUUUUUUUUUUUUUUUUUUUUUGUGCAUAUUUCCCAUUGUUUGUUUGCAAAGGACCAAGUUGUUGCUCUCAAAUAUUCUCAAAAUUCCCAAAAUAUAUAUGAUUUUUGAUUAUAUUCACUACCAGUCAAAAGUUUUGAAACACUUACUCAUUCUUUAUUAUUAUUAUUUUUCACAUUUUAGAAUAAGAGUAAAGUCAUUAAAACUAUGGAAUAACAUAAAUGGAACUAUGGGAAUUAUGUUGUGACUAUAAAAAUCCAAAAUAAAUCAAAACUGUGUUCUAUUUUAGCAUCUUCAAAGUAGUCACCCUUUGCCUAGAAUUUGCAGACAUGUACUCUUGACAUUUUCUCAACCAACUUCUUGAGGUAUCACUCUGGGAUGCUUUUUAAACAGUAUUGAAGGAGUUCCCAUCUAUGUUGGGCACUUACUGGCUGCUUUUCUUUAUUAUUUGGUCCAAGUCAUCAAUUUCAAAACUUUUUUUUUAUUAUUAAAUUUUAGUUUUAUAAUGAAAUAAAUUAAUAUGGUGGCACAAUUAUAUUUUUGUCUACAAAACUAAUUUCAAACAUUUAAUCAUACGCCUUCAGAUCAAAAGAUUUUUAAGAUCAUGAGAAACAUUUCAGGCAAGUGUUUCAAAACUUUUGACUGGUAGUGUAUAUGUUGGUUAUUUAUUGCAUAAUAAAUGGUUAUGGUAAUGGUUUCACUGGUCAAGCUUUUUUUUUAUUUAUUUUUUUAUUUUUUUUUUUCAUCACUAUUUUAGAUAACAGCAAUUUGAUGAGGAUCUGUUUCUUGGUGCUUUUUAAAGAGGACUAUCAAACCUCAGUUCUUGUCUGUUACUGCAACAUUGUCAGGAAUAGAUUAUUGUAUUAAAAAUAAUCCUGGCUUGUUCAGCCUCAAAUUCUCUCUAAAUCAGUAAGACGUGUACAUUUACUAUAAAAUAUACCUGUAUUCAUUAAUAGUGCAAAUUGCAAGGUUUAGAUACUUUGUUCAUUUCUGUAUCAGUAUAUUUCAACUUAUCAAUAUUUGUUUUUCUGUAAGUAGUGAGUACUGAUCAUUGUUUUUAUAGACAUCUUUGUCAAUUUAUGUGUACGCCUUAAUUUUUUAUCAUCACUGAAAGACUGGUUUCUUUCUCCUUUUCCCUCCAUGUCUAUGUUUUUUAGUAUUCAGUUCUCUUAAGCCUUUUUUUUUUUUUUU